CAGUGAUGGGAACUCGAGCGAGCGCUGGUAUGUUUCUCCCAAACCAAUAAAAACCUCUCGAUUUCUUCUUUAUCACUUGAACAGGGAAGUAGGCAGGACUCGCAAACGCGCACCACACACCUCCUCGACUGUUGUCAGCUGUGAGUGUGUGUAAAGCCCGUACCCUGUCGUCGCAUUUGGUUCAGGGUUUUAACUGCCAAGUUAUCAUCUCGUGUGAAGAAAAUGAACAACAUCCCCCUCUCUCGCUCUGAGGUGUUUGGGGAGCUGAGGAAGGAGCUGCAUGAAGAUGUGGAGUUCCAUCAAUCCGAUGCUCACAUCUUCAUCAUCAUGGGGGCAUCGGGGGAUCUGGCAAAGAAGAAAAUCUAUCCAACGCUAUGGUGGUUGUACAGAGACGGCCUCCUCCCUGAGCAGACGUAUUUUGUGGGCUUUGCUCGCUCUGACUUGACGGUUGAUGACAUUCGGACUUCUUCCAUGCCAUACCUGAAGGUGACCGAUAAAGAGGCAGAGCGGUUGUCAGCCUUCUUCAGCAGGAACUCGUACAUCAGUGGGAAAUAUGCAGAUGAGAGUUCCUUCUCCAAACUCAACACGCACAUCCUGUCUCUGCCCGGAGGACCAGAGGCAAACCGUCUCUUCUACCUGGCGCUGCCUCCUACCGUCUACCACGAUGUUACCAAGAACAUCAAGCAUUGCUGUAUGAGCACAAAAGGCUGGAACAGGGUGAUCGUAGAGAAGCCGUUUGGACAUGACCUUCAGAGCUCUGAGGAGCUGUCCACUCACCUCUCCUCCCUCUUCACUGAAGAACAAAUCUACCGUAUAGAUCACUAUCUGGGCAAGGAGAUGGUGCAGAACCUCAUGGUGCUCAGGUUUGGGAACCGAAUCUUCGGGCCAAUCUGGAACAGGGACAGCUUGGCCUGUGUAGUUCUAACCUUCAAAGAACCGUUUGGCACUCAGGGCCGAGGGGGCUACUUUGAUGAUUUUGGCAUCAUCCGUGAUGUCAUGCAGAACCACUUGCUCCAAAUGCUCUGCCUGGUUGCCAUGGAGAAACCAGCUUCCACUAGCUCGGAUGAUGUCAGGGAUGAAAAGGUGAAGGUGCUGAAGUGCAUCGCUCCAGUGUCCAUCUCAGAUGUGGUGCUGGGUCAGUACGUGGGGGAUCCAGAGGGUGAGGGAGACGCCAAACUGGGUUAUCUUGAUGAUCCCACAGUUCCUAAAGGGUCAACUCAGGCCACCUUCACCACCGCUGUACUCUAUGUGCACAACGAACGCUGGGAUGGUGUCCCUUUCAUUCUUCGCUGUGGCAAAGCUCUGAAUGAGAGGAAAGCUGAGGUGCGGCUUCAGUUCACAGAUGUCCCAGGGGACAUUUUUGGAAAUCAGUGCCGCAGGAAUGAGCUAGUGGUUCGUGUGCAGCCCAACGAGGCCGUCUACGCCAAGAUGAUGAGCAAAAAACCUGGCGUCUACUUUAGCCCUGAGGAAACUGAGCUGGACCUCACCUACAAGAGCAGAUACAAGGAUGUGAAGCUUCCUGACGCUUACGAACGUCUCAUCCUGGACGUCUUCUGUGGGAGUCAGAUGCACUUUGUACGCAGUGAUGAACUAAAGGAAGCAUGGAGGAUCUUCACACCUCUUCUUCAUCACAUAGACAGAGAGAAGCCCAAACCUCUUCCUUACAAAUACGGAAGCCGUGGCCCAACAGAAGCAGACGAGCUUGCAAAGAGAGUUGGAUUUCGCUAUGAAGGCACUUAUAAAUGGGUCAAUCCUCACAGACUGUGAAUUUUGAUGAGAUGAGGGAGGAGUAGAGGUAUGAUAGUAGGAGGAGUGCAGCAGGGUAAGUGAGCCGUCUCAUUAUCCAAUACUGGAGAGUAGCAGAAACAAGCUUUUUUUACUCAGGUAUGGCAAUUAUUCCUUGGAGCCAGUUCAUCAGACAUUCAAAAGAGAAAUGUGAAUUUAUGUGGUCAUCAUGGGCAUAUACCAGCUUUUGUGGUAGUUUUUUUUUUUUUCCUUCAUAUAUUACAUAUACAGCAAGUUUUCUUUUUUUUUUGAGGUGGGACCAAGUCACUUGGAGAGGGAACAAAAAACAAAAUCUGAUGUUUUUGUGAACAAAAUAACUGUCUGAUGAACUAGCUCCAUGUCCCUGUCUCUAUUAAUUAGGUCUUAAUUUGUCAGGAUGACUGAGUAACAAGAGCAGAGCAACAACAAAACACUCAGCUGAGUCAUGCUUACUCAGCACUGUACCAAAGAUGGGAAAUGAACACCGCGGAGAUGAGAAACAACAGGAAUGAUUGUUCGCCAGCUGUCACUCUUAAUAACCAUUGUGAUUGUAAUACUAUUAUGCUUUGACUGCAGUUAUUAAUCACACUUAGUGUAAUUUAUUUUUAUGCCUCCUCUUUAAGAUAAAUAGCCUCUGUGUUUUGCAAAGGGCAAAGCAUUCAUACUUAUAGUCUUAAGUGUCCUUAUGGACAACCAAACAAGCUCUCUGUCUUGGUUAGUAGCCUCCAACUGAGCUUCAUUCCCUUUUUGUUUACAUGUUUUCUUCUGUGUUUAAGUUACUGAAGUUCAUUCCAUAUUUCAAAGUAUUCAGACAGCAGCAGUGUCUACCACAGGUCAACAGUGAAUGUCUUUGUAAUGACGUACUGAAUACUGCUGUUAACUGCACACUCGUAUGUGAAGCUUGCUACAUUCCCACUACUUGUAAUAAACUUUUUGCUUCUCUGGUAA
This is a messenger RNA of Sander lucioperca (pikeperch), 2712 nucleotides long. RefSeq names its product glucose-6-phosphate dehydrogenase (gene g6pd). NCBI's taxonomy places the organism in Eukaryota, Metazoa, Chordata, Actinopteri, Perciformes, Percidae. The transcript is spliced from 13 exons. The record is from RefSeq and is a predicted model, not a curated record. Gene Ontology annotation, biological process: glucose metabolic process; pentose-phosphate shunt, oxidative branch. The coding region runs from base 223 to 1767 and encodes 514 amino acids. Gene Ontology annotation, cellular component: cytosol. Gene Ontology annotation, molecular function: glucose-6-phosphate dehydrogenase activity; NADP binding.